AUGAAGAAAAGCCCGAUCAGAAAAAAAACGCCUGAUCCUGAGGAUGAAGAGGAGGAGGAUGGAUUUCUCCAGAUAGCACUACAGCAACUGCACGCCAGACUGAUCGCCGCCCAGCCAGAGUUCACAGAGGAAGAUGUGAUCAUCAUGGCAUACCCAUCACCCGGUGGCUCCCCAACACACUCACUCGUCUCCUCACCCCGUGACUGGGAUGCCUUGGAGGAUAGUGAAGAGUCUCCAUGGAUUACAGUAACCAACACAGAGUGUAAGAACAGUAUGAGUGUCUCUAGUACAGGAACUCGCAGUACCACACUGCGUCCUGCAGGAGCAUCCGUUUCCUCUUCACAGGAGGAUGUAGUGAAUCUGGAUGGACAAUUAACAUCCCGACAGUUCCUCACAGUUGUAAGAAAGUUAGAUGCAAAGAUGAUACUUCGAAAUCGAAAGGCAGCGGCAGAUGUGUUAAAACUACUCAAUCAUGCAUACACAUUAACGUGGAGAGACACAAAGUAUCUCAUAAAGGCUACACGCAGAGGUCGUGUUAUCCCAUCUCGGUCAAUAACAUCAUCCUCCUCCUCUUCCUCUUCCACCACCACCACCACCACACGUGAUAUGAACAGACGUGGAAAUAUCAGUAGUAGCACUAAUACCAUCAAUAAUACAACAACAACAACAACAACGAUGCGAAGAAGUUCUUUUCUUAUUUCAACAUUUCCUACACCAACUUAUAAACCGAAAAAAGAGCUCAUUCUAAUUUUGAGUAAAUGUGUAGAGACAUUUUUAGUCUAUGCUAAUGAAUCCCCGUCUUUGCGUACAAUGAUUACAUCAAACAUGUCACUAUUGGGAAUGUUAUGUUUCGUAUGUGGUGAGGCUAGAAAAUUGGAAGUAUUAUCACCUGAUAACGAACUACGUGAUAUUGAAACAGAACUUAGUGAACUUGCAUCAUAUUGGCAAUCUUUUCCAGUUACAAUUCCUUUUCUAGAAUCCUUACAAGAGUGUUACCUCAUAGAAUUCCUCUUAGAUGUAGCCUUACCACCAGCCGUAUGUUCAUCAAAAUAUGAUGGUAUUACUAUGAUGGUUUACCAAAAAAAAGAACGAUUGAUGAUGGAUAUAGUUUCUGGCCGUGCGGGAGUUAGUGCCAUGACGAAAGGGUUAACAUUACGUGGAUUAGCAGCUCUUGUGAGUAUGUCAUCAUUUGCAGAACCAAAAUUACGUGCCCGUGUAUUAGACAAAAUGUCAGGUGAGGGAUUAGUGUUAACACUUCGAGAUGAGUUAUACAGUAUUGCUAAAGAUACGAUUCGGGUAUCUUCAUCUGUGCGUAGUAAUAACCGUGGAUCACCUCCAAAGAAAAAAAAAGAUGCUUCUCCAUCUUCAUUGCGUGUGGGAGUAAAAGGAGGGCGUGAAAAUUCUCCGUUGUCGUCGUCGCCUUCUUCUUCUUCUUCAACCCAAUUGCGAGUUAAACGACUACGUGAAGAAGGGGUGUGGCUUGGUAUGCACGACUCUCCUGCACGUCGAUUAGGUUAUUGUUUAGAUGUGCUUCAAUGGUUAACAGCACCCAACUUAACACAAGAUGUGGGAACGAAUACAAAAGCUGUAGUGCGUGCGACUGCAUGGGCUUCUCAAAAAGAAGAUCUAAGAGAUAUCUGUACAUGCCUUUUACGAUUAUCUUUAAACAACAACUCUGCCGCACAAUAUAGUUAUCCACAUCUUCUUCAGGAACAGGUUUUAGAGUGUGUACUCCAGAUAGCUAGCUAUAGUGCUGUUCUAUACGGUGUCGUAGUGGAUGCUCUUGAUUCUGUCUUUAAUGAAUAUAGGGGGAAGAGAUUGGAUGGUCAAGGUGAUUUUGCGGCAUCUUUACUUCCUCUUAUAGUGGAACUCUUGCGUCUUAAACAGCAUGCAGAAGCAAAUGAAGAAUCUGUUGGUAGAUGGUUCGCGUUUCUUACGGAAUGUUUGGUUCCUCAGGCUUUUGAUGUUCCAGUGUUAGCUUGCGGAGGAGAUAAUAAUAAUAAUAAUAAUAAUAAUAAUAAUAAUAAUAAUAAUAAUAAUAAUAAUACCAACAACAACAACAACGAUAACACAGUUGACAGUACAAGCAAGGACAGCAAUAAUAACAAGAGUAAUAAUAAGAUCAGAGGCAAUAGCAAGAGUCGCUCAUGGUCAAGGGGAGGUAGAAGACGAUCUUCAAUUCCCAGGCGUGAGGCACCUAUUUUGGCACGUGAUUUACGCCGUGAUGAGAUUUUAUCACUUUCUCCAUACUUUCGCUUUGCGUCUCGAGUAAUUUCGGAGACUACAUGGCGUCAAGGCGCAGAACCUUUUUUUGCUCGUAUAGCCCUUUUGGCAUAUCAUGUCCUCUGCACACAGGCACGAAGACCGAAUCUCAUAUUUGGUCAAGCUUCUGCUUGCUAUGAUGCCGUAGCACCAUUAUUGGAAACCCCGCACGGUGUACUUCCUGGUGAGUCUUGUAUGAAUGUUGGUAGAAGUGUUAGUGUGGGUAGUACUCGUACUAGUGUUGGUAUUGGUGUUGGUUCUUCAGCCUCCUUGUGUACUCCAGUGCGGGGUCGCAAUUCGUGUGAGGAGGUGGAGGUGUUUGUGCCGAGUCCGAGUCACUCGCCACUCUUCUUAGAGGCGUACUCGCCACCGGAUGUGAAUAGUAAUUCACCAACGUGCGGCGUUGCAACUUCGUCGUGGCGGCGGCGACUGUCAAUUUCCGCUUUUCUCGCUGCACUUGGGGAGUGUUACUACAACUAG
Trypanosoma theileri is the source of this 2742-nucleotide messenger RNA. RefSeq lists its product as uncharacterized. The record is from RefSeq and is a predicted model, not a curated record. Bases 1 to 2742 code for a protein of 913 amino acids. NCBI's taxonomy places the organism in Eukaryota, Euglenozoa, Kinetoplastea, Trypanosomatida, Trypanosomatidae. The transcript has a single exon.